CCAGCAGCAGGAUCCGCCCCAUAAACUAUCACUGCUGACUUUGCUGCAAAGACUGGAGCAGGCAGGAAAGCAUACUUACACAGCAAACAUGGGAAAACUGCUAAAAAUAACCCUAGUUGGGAUUAUUUUAUCCUUUGUAGCAGAAAGGAUAGUGAAUCUGGGCUAUCGAAUCAACUUUUCACGGGAGGUGUUACCCAAAGACCUUCCCAAUUGUAAGCUGUUAAAAGGAAUUGAGGCCGGGUCAGAAGAUAUUGACAUUCUCCCCAACGGAGUUGCAUUUCUUAGCUCUGGUCUGAAAUAUCCUGGUUUGAUUAGCUUUGCUCCUGAAAAACCUGGAGAAAUAUUUCUGUUGGACCUGAAUGAAGAAAAUGUACGACCAAGUUCAUUGCGAUUCAGUAGAGGGUUUGAUAUUUCCUCAUUUAAUCCUCAUGGUAUCAGCACUUAUAUUGAUGAGAAAGAUGACACAGUCUACCUCUUUGUGGUCAAUCAUCCACAUUCCAAAUCCACUGUUGAGAUUUUUAAAUUUGAUGAGGAGGAAAAUGUUCUUAUACACCUGAAAACAAUCAAACAUGAGCUGCUACAAAGUGUUAAUGACAUUGUAGCCGUGGGACCCGAAAACUUUUAUGCCACCAAUGAUCAUUACUUUACUGAUUUCACCAUGAGAAUGGUGGCAUGGUUUCUGGGAUUAUCUUGGACAAAUGUGGUUUACUACAGCCCGAGUGAAGUAAAAGAAGUAGCUUCUGGAAUGUAUAUGGCAAAUGGAAUUACCAUGUCAAUCGAUAAAAAGUAUAUUUACGUAGCCGAUUGUCUUGGUCGGACCAUUAAUGUCUUUGAAAAACAGGCAAACUGGUUGCUCUCCCCAGUAAAGGUUUUGCAGUUAGAUACACUUCUGGACAAUCUGUUUGUUGACCCAACCACAGGAGACAUUUGGACAGGAGCACAUCCAAAUGGAAAGAGACUCUUCUUUUACAAUUAUGAAGAUCUCCCUGGAUCAGAGGUUGUCCGGGUGCAGAACAUACAUUCUGACCAUCCUAUAGUGACCCAAGUGUAUGUCAACAAUGGUUCUUUGAUCCAAGGCUCUUCCUGUGCUGUAGUCUACGAUGGCAGGCUUUUUGUAGGCACGGUGUUUCACAAAGCGUUGUACUGUAACCUGGAGUAAUCACACACAUUGUGUGAAACGUUUAAAAGCGUCCCAGAAACAUCAGAAACACAGCAGCAACACAAGAGAUGCAUAAAUGUCUACCACCUUUUUAAAAUCAUCUGUUUCAUAGCUACCAGAAUGAUAAAUUGAGUUGUAUUUGUGUAAGAGUUUUGUUCCUGCAAUAUAUUAAAAUGAGUCACAACAUAGUGCAAACAUUUUCCCUAACCUCA
Molecule: messenger RNA, 1371 nt
Organism: Spea bombifrons (plains spadefoot toad)
Lineage: Eukaryota; Metazoa; Chordata; Amphibia; Anura; Pelobatidae
Product: serum paraoxonase/arylesterase 2-like
Exons: 9
Coding region: 89-1159 (356 amino acids)
Molecular function (GO): arylesterase activity
Source: RefSeq, a predicted model, not a curated record